Messenger RNA from Etheostoma cragini (Arkansas darter), 588 nucleotides. RefSeq names its product rab11 family-interacting protein 4A-like. NCBI's taxonomy places the organism in Eukaryota, Metazoa, Chordata, Actinopteri, Perciformes, Percidae. Bases 235 to 588 code for a protein of 117 amino acids. Gene Ontology annotation, molecular function: calcium ion binding. The transcript has 3 exons. The record is from RefSeq and is a predicted model, not a curated record. Gene Ontology annotation, biological process: regulation of cytokinesis; endocytic recycling. Gene Ontology annotation, cellular component: recycling endosome membrane; endocytic vesicle; cleavage furrow.
UCUACAACGUUACUUUACCGAUAAUCGAAUACAUUGCUGUUCUUCCGCUUUGUGACUUGUCCUCUGUCAAUCAUCAGCAUCACGCCUCCUCUCGCGCGCAGCAGCAGCAUCCACGAGCCCUUGUGUCACAUGCGCAGUUGCGCACAGCCCGAGCGAUUUCCAAACAAUAUGGUGUUUUUGUGGUUCACGUCUGGGUAAAACACUCGGUAUUAAGAAGAAUAAAGCAGUAAAGAGAUGGAUAAAGACUUUUUUCAUAAGCCGGGACGUCUGUUGAUAUUUGUGAGGAAACUCAAAGAAGUGUUUGACUUGUGUGACGAAGACUCAGACGGGUUUAUCCGCCCUGAACACUUUGUGCAGCUGGGAUCCCAGUUUGGACAAGCAGAACAGGUGAAGAAGUUGGCCCAAUGUCUAGACCCCGACACUUUUGGGAGGAUCAAUUUCAAAAACUUCUGCCGUGGUGUCCUCACCAUGAAAGGUAAGAAUGGGCUCAAACUAAGAGUCUCUGUAAAAUCAGGUCAGCUUACCCUCCACAGUGGGCACAGGCCAACCAGGACACAGGAAGAGACAGAGCCGGGGCUCUGCCACUGA